Messenger RNA from Rhopilema esculentum, 20084 nucleotides. RefSeq lists its product as uncharacterized. The record is from RefSeq and is a predicted model, not a curated record. Lineage: Eukaryota; Metazoa; Cnidaria; Scyphozoa; Rhizostomeae; Rhizostomatidae.
UAAGCACGAAAAGCCACCUUGAAUUUCCGUGAAUACGAUAUCCUUUUUGAACUCACAAUCUAGUAAUCUUUUAGGUUUUUUUAAAAGUAUUAAGCAACGAGUCUUUGCAUUAUACUGUACAGUUUUACAAGAAGACGAAGCUGCUUAUGAAUACUGGUUUUGAUUUUGACCUGGACAUGGUACCGUUACGGGUCAGUCAAUACCCAGUGGUCUCAUUGAAUCUUGCUAAUGUACUGGCAUGUCCGAAAUCUUACGUAUGAACGUCUCUUCUUGUUGCUCUAAGUACUCUGAAAAAUCAAGAAUUUAUUCCGAAACAUAAAGGAAAAAUUGAAUUUUGUUGCAGGUUUUGUAUUUGGAAAUGGAAAUUUGUUUUCAUUUCUGAAGAAAUGUAGUUAUCGUACGGAUUGGCACAAAUGAUCUUAUAUCCAGAUACCUCGACAAGCUCAACUGAGUGAUGCAGCUGUUGUAUAGUUUUAAUCUGCUACUGUAUUUUGUUUUACAACUUUCAAGAAAUUAUGCAGAAGAUCAUAAAGAAAUAGGACUAACUAGUUUUUCAAAUGAUGAUGUUGCUAAGAAGUUUGCAUCGAAAGACAAAGAAAAGGAGGUUACUCCAAAGGUAACAGAAGAGAAAAUAGCACUUUCCAAAGUCAAUGACAACAUAAAGUUUGUGGUUAAGUACAAAAAAGACAAGGCGAAGAAAAACCCUUUGCCAGUUGAAAUCAAAAGUGAACAAGAUGACAAGGAAGCACUGUCAUUAGUAAGCCACCUUAAGCCGACAGAGAGAUCUAAGACUCCAGAGCCUGGACAUGAUCAAUCGGCACAUGCCUACGAAGAGUCAAUGCACCUUUCACCGAAGGCGGUAGAUGAAGGGACACGGCGGAUGCUACGAAUUCAUGACAAGCCUGUUGAUAUAAGAAAGGAAUUUGAAAUGAAGGCGAUUCCUGCUGACAAUGUGUCAGAUUUGCAGAUAACUGGGUUUUUAGUGCCGCUAGACAUUGUUGAUCAGUCAGUCGUUGACAAAAAUAAUCGUUUGGCUCAAAAGCGAACAGCAGUGCCUGCACAUUGGAGAUUGAAAGGCCAGAAGAAUGCUAAAAAGGAAGCAGUUAUGCCAAAAGAUUGCAUCUGUCAAGGGAAUAGUAACGAUGCACAUUCUGGAAAUCCAGGCAAACGAAGUCAUGUGUACAAAGUAAGGAAAGGAAAGAAAGUUCGGUUUAGAGACAGCAAAGGAAAAAUCCACACGAAAAGGCAUUAUCACUUUCACGUGAAGUCCGAAAAUGGAGGAACAGUUAAAAGAUCCUGCUUUUGCGGAGAUGGUUCUCAUGGUGUCGGUGAUUUUGGCGCAGGUGUUACUGCUGAUGACCCAAUCAGCUACCAGAGCUCAAUGCAUGGUGGCGUUGGUGGCCACUAUGGAGGAGAUUCUUUGAUUUCAAACUAUGCUGGAGGCCAUGGAUAUGGCUGGGCUGGCCACGAUGAUUUUGGUCCUGGGUUUGAGCGUAUUGGCUCUGACGUGCACGGCAUCGAAGGCCACAGUCACGGUGGCAUUGGAAUGGGAUUUCAUGGCGCUGGAGGUCAUGGCUUUGCAGGAGGUGGUUUUGAUGGACAUGGCUUUGGUGGUGGUUAUGGUGAUGCGCAUGGUUUCGGUGGAGGCAUUCACGACUUUGGAGGUGGAGAUGGUCAUGGUGACGGAGGAGGCUUUGGUACAGCCUUUGGGAUACAUAGUAUGGGAGGUCAUGACAUUGGAAUGACAGGAAGUCUAGAUGCAGGGUUUUCAAGUCAUGGAUUCGGACCUUCAUGGCAUGGUGACUACGGACAUGACGUGGGCAUAGUCGGAGGUCUUGAUGGUGCACAUAGUGUAGAAGGACACGGCUUUGGUCAUGGGUUAAGUGCCGCAUUUGGACACGGAGGAAUAGAAGGUCAUGAUGUUGGGGUCGUAGGAAGCCUAGGUGGACACGGGGGAGGAUUCGGCGGCGAUGGGGGAGGCUUUGGUGGCCAUGGAGGAGGCUUUGGUGGUCAUGGAGGAGGCUUCGGCGGCGACGGAGGUGGCUUUGGUGGCCAUGGUGGGCUUUUUGAGGGGCACGGUGGUGGUUAUGGGGGUCAUGGUGGUGGUUUUGAUGGGCACAGUGGAGGGUUUGGUGGUCAUGGUGGGGGAUUUGGUGGCCACGGAGGUGGAUUCGGUGGACAUGGCGGCAACGGACAUGACUCCCUGACAGGACAUGACGAACUGUACGGAACAGGACUUGACGCACAUGGUUUGACGGGGGGAUCAUGGAGUGUAGCUGGUGGCGGACAUUCUACUUAUUUAGGCCCUGGUGGUGGUAUAGUUGAGCAUGCCGGUGCUACUGCUUAUCAAGGCCAGGGGGCAGGAUUCCCAGGUGCAGGUCACACUGUAAAUGCUCCAUUGGAUAAUUCUAUUGCACCACUAGAUGAUGCCACAUUGGGUAGUCUACAUGGUGGUGGCGGGCACGGCUUAAUGAGUGACGUCAUAAAUAGUAUAGGUGGAACUGGGGGCAGACAUCAUACUGGAUUGGGAACGGGUUCAGGUGUCGUUUCUACUCCUUCGGGAGUACAUGUCCACGGAGAAGGCAGGGAAUCCAGUCCUAUAGGAGCCUCUGUCAGCUACGGUCCAGUUAACGGUUACGGAGGUUAUGACAUUGAUGGCCAUUUUGCAGGAAGUGAUAGCGGUCAUGGGUCUUAUUUGGGGCAUGGCUCUGAUUUGGGGCAUGGGUCUGAUUUGGGGCACGGGUCUGAUUUGGGACAUGGGGCCGAUGAAGGACAUGGAUCUGUUGAUCAUCUGUCAGACAUUUUUGGCUCAAACAGACAGGAUAUGGUCGACAGACUAUCACAGCUAGUGGGACAUGGCAAUUCUCACAAGGGUGCAGAGGUUCUCUCUAGUUUGAUUGAUUCCCCAGCCAAUGGUUAUGGGGUGUCAUUUGGAGAUCAUGGUGCCGAUGUAGAUGAAGGAUUUGGCCAUGACCCCGAGAUAGGCCGCCUUGCCGGCUUGCUAAACUCGCACCAUGUCGGUCUUGAUGCUUCAGCUCUAGGGCGCUUGGCGACUAUUGUGGGGCAUGGUGACUUCCGUGAUGGUGUAAAGAUUCUAGCAAACCUGGUUGAGUCUACGGGGCAUGGAGAUAACUUGGGAGCUGGAGGCCACGGGGGUCAUGAUGGAUUUGGCCAUGGUGCAAUUGGAGGUUUUGAUGGUGAUAACGGUCACCAUGGUUUCGAUGGAGGCAAUGAUCAUUCUGACGGACCUGCCUGGUGGACAUUGAAGAAUCUACUAAAUGCCAUGAGUCACGGGGAGGGCCUUGAAUCAUUAAUCAGUCAUGCUCUCAAUGGAGGUAAUGCGUUUGGAGGCCAUGACAAUCAUUGGGUUGGUUUUCCUGGUUUUCCCGUUUCUAUGUUCAACGGGCAUGGUACUGGUGGUAAUGAUGGCCACAGGAUCCCUGGCACUCCAUUCGAAAUAAGCAUGGACGGUAAAAUUAGGUUUGCCGGCCACCAUGACGGCGAACUCGGUGGUUGGCAAGAAAUGAAUCACCCCUAUUCUGAAUUCAUGUCUGACGGUAAUAGAUGGGGUGGAAUGACGAUGGUCGUGAACGGGAAACAGGGCCCCUAUUUGGUUGAUCACUGGGGUAACGCAGCUAACUUAGCGGACGGUAAUCAUCAAGGUUUCGUAAUGACAGGACAUGACGGACACAAAUAUUUAUUUAUGCCGACUUCUGCCGUGACAGGACACCACGCUAAUAGUGACGACUUCCACAAUGGCGGCUGGCAUGACGGUCACCAAACUGUUUUGACUCCGGCUGGACUCAUGGACCUGACACCGGCAAGCCACUGGAGCCCAACAGGUGACGGUGAACAUGGCCCUGUCUUACACACUCCGUCUGGAGACAUGACACUUGGACCUCAUGGACCUGAAGUACUUGAUUCUCCUUUAGGUCCUCUGCGACUUGUGCCUUCACACGAUGGAGUGAUGCAUCUCGAGACACCAGAGGUACAUGUGCAAGGGCCAGUUCACCAUGAAUACCACCAUGUUGAUAUUGAGCACAAACAAUCCAUGGUGCCAGGCGAAGUUAUUAGCACGCCGUAUGGACCGAUGAAACUCGUACCCGCCGGGAAAGGUGGCGGCGAUGAUGACGGUGGAGGCGGCGGCGGUGGUGGUGGCAAAGGUGGUGGAGGCGGUGGAAAAGGAGGCGGAGAUGAUAAGGGAGGAGGAGGAGGUGGUGGCGGUGGAAAGGGUGGUGGAGGUGAUGGCGGCGGUGGUGCAGGGGGAGGUGGGGAUGGAGGACCAAUCAAAGUCCAGCUUCAGCUCGACUCAGACACAAUGAAGUUACUUGGCGCUGGCGCUGGUGGUGAUGCUGGCGGCGGUGGCGCAAGUGGCCCAAGUGUCGUCCCAAUACCCUACCCUGCUCCUGCUCCAGCUCCUGCCCCGGCACCAGCACCCGCUGCAAGUGAUAGUGGUGGUGGCGGCGGAAAGGAUGCCAGUGGCUUAAACACGCUUGAAGCUAUUGCCCUUGGUGCCUUGCUAGGCGGAAAGAACUCUGGCGGCGGUGGAAACAGCGGUGGUGGAGGAACUGUUGUGAUUCCGGCUGCUUUCGGCGGCUUCGCUGGCGGUGGAGGCGGUAGUAGUGGCGGUGGUGGCGGCGGAAAUGGUGGUGGAGGUGGAGGAAAUAGUGGUGGUGGCGGUGGUGAUGAUAGUGGCGGAGGCGGCGGUGGCAAAGGCGGAGGUGGCGGUGGAAAAGGAGGAGGAGGUGGUGGCGGUAGUGAUGGUGGAAAAGGCGGUGGAACUGGUGAUGUUGGCGGUGCAGCUGCUGCAGCUAAUAUUGGCGCAGCGAUUGCCAACUUAGCAUCAGUGACAACCCUAGCUCAAGCAGCCCCUGCAGCCCCUGCAGCACCUAUGUCAAAACCAACACCCCCUCCCUUGCCUGCACCAACAACGAAGGCAAGACUGGAGGUGAAGAAACCAACGGAGAAGAAAGAGGAGAAGAACCAAUUCGAGGGUUUAUUUGGUGUUGGAAAUGCUACCACCAAAAGCCUUCAUGGAGCCUAUGAAGUACACAUCGGAGUAAGCAGUGAUUACGCCAGAGCCUCGAGACUGAUGCUAAGUACCUGUUAUCCAAAUAAUGUAAUGUUGCCGCCAUUUGGAUCGACGUCGCAGACUGUUCUUUGCUCGCAUGGAACGCAUACGGUUACUUUUGUUGCCAUGGAUGCACAAAAUGGCGCUGGGCUACAAAUAAACGGGAAAAGAUCAACAGUUGUUGCCUUAGGCCCAAACAUUAAUGUGAAUCUUCGUAUAUCAGCAACACAAGGUGCACAACAAGCUAUGGCGCAAACUGCUGCCGCUGCACAGGCACAACAAGCAAGUCAAGCAGCAAUGGCCGCUGCACAGCAAGCUGCAGCACAGCAGACGCUAAAUAAGGCUGCAAUGGAUGCGGCCAACGCAGCUACAGCAGCCCUUGGACUCAUGGGUGCAUUGCCAGCUGGCGGUGGCGCUGCUGCGGCCGGUGGCGGUGGUGGUGGGCUUGGCGGUGGAGCUGCCGGUGGUGGUGGAGCUGCUGGCGGUGGUGGUGGUGGCGGUGAUCUUGCAAAUGCCUUGAGUGCCUUAGCUGGAGGGGCAGGAGGUGGUGGUGGUGCUGGCGGUGGUGGCGGCGGCGGUGGCGGAGGUGCACUUUCUGGACUUCCGUUAGGAUCUUAUAAAGGAUCCGGUCCUGUCGGUUCUGUUUCUACAAUGACCGGACCCGUUUCCGGGGCUGCAGCUGCCGGUGCUAAUGCAGGUGCCAGUGCUGGCGCAUCUGCUGGCGCUGCGGCUGGUACUACAGCCGGAAAAUUAGCAGCAGCUGCUUCUAAUGCAGCAUCUCGAUCGGAAAUGGCAGCCGCUGUUGACACGGCAUUCAAUGGGUUGCUAGGCACUGGCACGUUGGGAAAUGCCUUUAAUAUACUAGGUGGCGGAGUCAAACGAGGACUCGGGUUUGGUAAAAAACGGAGUUUCCAUAGGCGCCCGGGCAGCAAAAAGAAGACCGUUGUAGAAAGACAUGAAAAAAACAGAAAGAAGAGACACUUUAAAAGACAUAAGGCUUUUGCACGCUCGGGUAUCGUCCGUGAGGUAUACAAAGGCCUGGGCCAUGGAGCUGAAAAUCUGUAUGGUCUGGUAACAAGCCACCGGUACCCAGAGAGCCCGGACAUCAGAAGUGUCUUAACUACAUUUGAUGCACCAGAAAAUUCAGGGAAAGACUACGGUCAGCGACUGUACGGCUGGUUUAGAGCACCGGAGAAGGGCAACUACAUAUUUUACACCUCGUGUUCAGAUAGCUGCGAGCUUUAUCUGAGCAGUGAUGACAAUCCGUCAAACAAAAGGCGAAUAAUAUCACAGAUGGAAGGGACAAGACAUAAUGAUUUUGAAAAAUAUCCCGAUGAGCAAUCAUCUGGAGAGAUCGAGCUUGAACCAAUGAAGUCAUAUUACGUUGAAGCAAUCAUGGUGAAGCGAGGAGAUGGUAGUGACAAUUUGUCGGUUGGUGCUCGCUUUCCAAGUGGACGAAUGGCUAGGCCUUUGCCUGCAUCAUUCAUCACGCAAACGAGGCUGAACACGGUUUCAAAGAAACAUGAACUGCCACGUGUAAAAUUCAGAAGCGAAAAGGGCUCCAAACGAUCAGAAACAAUUGGAAGCAAAAGAACGUUAGGAAAGCAUCACUCAAAACGCACUCACAAAAUCAAUCCUAACUCGAGGGAAAGAAGAGAUGUUGAUGACGAAAAUUUGAAAAAAAUCAAGCAAGCAAUGGUUCUUCACUCUGUUUUGAAAAAGAUAAUAAGCGAGGUGCCCACGGCCAAGCCUGGUAAACCCCAUUUGACUCCUUCAAAGUCACUGAAAUACGAUUCUCUCCUCCAAUUUCUCAAUAUGGAGAUGAAGAACAAUCCAUUUCUGACAAGUGGCGCUAGAGUCGAGGUCCCUAAAUCGAGAAGCCAGGGAAAACACUCGAAGUUUUCAUCGAAUUCGAUGUCUUCAUCGUCCCUUGACCAUGCACUUCCUGGCUUGCUUCGAGAAGUAUACUACGAUGUCACACCAACAGCCCGAGGUGAAAUACGAGCGUUAUACGAAACAUCAAAAUAUCCAAACAACCCCGAUUUGAUUGACAUCAUUCAAGAUUUUGACACACCCAUAAACUUUGCUGAUGACUAUGGCCAACGAAUACGAGGCUACUUCAAAGCCCCUGAGACAGGAUUAUAUCAGUUCUUCAGUUCCUGUGACGAAAUGUGUGACUUGUUUUUAAGCGUCGAUGAGGAGCCUAGGCACAAGGGAAGGCUGAUCUCACAGGUGCAAGCAUCUAAGCGAGGCAGCUUUGACGAGUAUCAAAAUACACAGACAUCAGAAAAGACAUGGCUGGCAAAGAAUCAUUUUUACUACAUCGAAGCUGACAUGUUAGAAGGUUCAGGGGACGACCACCUAUCAGUAGGGGUUAGGUUGCCAAAUGGAAAAUCACUCUUUCCAAUUCCGAGCGAAAUGCUUCGACUCCCUCCAGGAAUAGGCAGCAAGCAACUGCCUAUUUCCCCAAAGAAUAGAGACAAUCUGCCUCACCGUAUCAAAGAGCACCACAAAGACAAUUAUCAUGGUGGCAGCGUUUAUGCCAGCAACGGGAAGACCUUUAUUAUGGGAAAAACAGAAAGCGAAGAAGGGUCUUACGAUUAUCAUGGAAGCAACGAUGCUGGAAAUAAACCAGAUGUAGAAGAUAUAAAAAAGCAAGGUCUUUACGAGGUUCCUGAAAGCUUUGACAAUAAUGAUGGUACGAACAACAAAGGAUCAUCUACAAGUGCGCUACGGCAAGGGCUAUACGAAAUACCGGAAAAUGGGCCUGCAGCAGAAGAGAGAGAGGAUGCAGAGGGGAAGGAAGAUGGGGGUGAAAUUGAAAAGAAGGUAGGAGAGGAAGAUGGAAAACGAAGAGAUGAAGGAAUUGAGCGCGGGAUGAAGCACGAAGAGUCGCCUACACCAUCACAGAAUGAUGAAAGACAUAGUGAAGAAACACCAGAGGAGUAUGAAGAUUCUGAGGUGCUAGAUUAUGCAAAGAAGUUUAGAGGGAAAGGAAGGGUGGUUCUUGAUUUCUCUAAGGGAAAAGACAAUGCCAAAAUCGUUGUAUACAAGUACCAUUCUGCCAAUAGAGUACUCGAAGGUGUGGAUGGUAACAGGGGAUCAAGGAUGGAAAGAAGGCGUUCUUCGGUGGAGACUGUUAGAGAACCUGUGCCUGGUUUGACUAGGCCUGUAAAUACAACAAAAAGAGGAGUUAUCUCCACGCUUGGAGUUAACUGGCUCUUUUAUCGUCAUAUUUACCGUCGGGACGGCGAGACGACAAUUGAAGCGUUGUACCGGAAUCACAGAUACCCGGACAAGCCUUCGUUCAGCGAUCGUUUGGAUAGAAUGGAUUCCCCACGUGGCCAAGGAUUCCAUUACGGUCACAUGAUGUAUGGUUGGUUUAUUGCGCCUUCUGAUGGGGAGUAUAAUUUCUUCAGUGCUUGCGAUGAUGCAUGUGACGUAUACAUGAGUCCGGAUGAGGGAAAGGAUCAUAUAAGGAGGAUCAUUUCGCAAAGGAGGUGGUCUGGCCACAAUCAGUGGGACAAGUAUCCCGAGGAGCAGACGUCAAUCUCAAUUCGUCUUGGUGGUGCAAAGUCUUAUUACAUUCAAGUAACUGGCGCCCAAAGUGGGAAUGCGGAUUGCAUGUCUGUUGGGGUGCAGUUCCCAGAUGGGAAAUUCUCUCGACCAAUUUCAGGAGAUUUCAUUAGUUUUGCCAAAUUAGCCCCGAAUAGUGGUGGAGGAGGAGGAAUCGUUCCUGCUUUAGCUGCAGCGCAAACAGGAGAUCUUGGGCCUAUUCUCGGGAACACAGGUGGAAGACCUGGCCUCGGGGGACCAGGUGGAGCAGGUGGUCCAGUUCCUGGAAAUGUUGGUGGUUUGAGUGGAGAUUUGGGUGAUCUUGGUGCCUCUGGUACUGGCACAGCUAACGCCCUUGGCCUUGGAGGGACAGCGAUGGGCGGCGGUAUGGCUGGGCUAGGUGGAGGAAAUUUCGGCGUGGCUGGCGCUGGUGGCGGGGCUGUAACUGGUGCCUUGGCCGGUACUGGCGGCAAUACUGGUAUUGGAGGGUUGGCUGGGGCUUCUGGGCUUGGUGGCCAAACUGGCACAAUUGGCGGAUUAGGAGGCGGCGGAGGAACCGGAGCAAUGGGGCUUGGCCCUUCUUCGCUUGGAAUAGGCAACGGUGGCGUGGCUUUAAACGCGGCGGCUGGUGCCGGGGGACUCUCUGGUGAUUUGCUAGCUGGCAUUCUUGGAACUAAUAAAGUCGAUGGAGCUGUAGGAGGUGUCGGAGGCGCUUUGGGAGGAGCACUAGGUAUUGGAGGUGGUGGAGCGGGACUUGGCGGUUCCAUCACUGGCGCCGGUGGUGUCGGUGGAGGACAGGGUCUUGGUGCUGGCGGUGCGUUAGCUGAAGCCUUGGGGCUUGGCACAGGUGGAACACUUGGUGGAAAUGUUGGAGGAGGGACUGGCUCUCUUGGCGGUGGGGGCACAGGGGGUGCAGCCGCAGCACUUGCUGGUGGCGCCUCCGGUCUAUUAACUGGAGGUGGAGGUACAACUGGUGCAGGUGGGCUGAUCGAAGGUGGAAAGGAGGGCGAAUUAUCGGCUCUUGGAGGAAAGCUUCUUUCCAAAUUGAAAACUGUGAAAAUGAACGACAAGAGCGUUGCUCUUCCUAAGACACGACAUCUUGACGAGACAGAAGCUCACCCUACCCACAGCAUACCAUCUGUCGCUGCCAUUGUCCCAGCUGAAGUGCCGAGCUUCAAAAAGACAAUACUAGAAACGGGAAAGGACUUCACUAGUACCAGACACUUUUUUGACCGACCUACAAAAAGUACUAUUCAAAAGCACCAGACAAGUAAACAAAAGACGAGACGAACCCAUGAAAAACAAUAUGUAACUCAUCCCAUUAAGCAUACGACCUCACAAGUCGGUAGAAGCAAUGUGCGCGGUGAUAAGAGAUAUAUUCUAAAAAUUACAUCAGAUAAUGUGAGCAUUGUUCCAAAGAGCAAACAUGCCCAUGAUCAAGUGACUGGGGAAGGCAGACGAAGAAUUUCAAGGAAAAAGCAUAAAGGUCGCGCAAAAACAGCUAGUAUUUCAAAGUCUGCAGGGCUAGCAGGGUCAUUGGGGAGUCUGGACUCGCUACAAAAAUCAUUCGAUAUUCUACGAAAUUUGGAAGCAAGCAGGCUGUCUCUGCCAUUCGCCAAUGGAUUGGGAACGAGGCAAUUUGGCAUAACAGCUCCUGUGAAUACCUUAAAGUUUCCAUUUACCGCUCGAAAGCCUGUUGUUGAUCUUACAACGCUGAAUAAUGUUUUGCCAUAUAGUUCCAGCUUUAUCCCACAAAGGUUGCUCUUGCUCACACCGAUCACAAGACAGACUUUAGGGCCCCAAAUAAAGCGAUGGGAACGCAAUAAGUUUAAACACAAAGCGCCAAAGCAUGAACACAAUGAAACAGAGGAAUACCGUCAUCAUUACGAUGAGGAUGUCGCCAAUUCGUUACAGAAACUUGAAAAUGCCGUUAACACUAUCAACUCACGACUUGAUCAGUCGUCAAAGCCUCAGGGACCAUCAGCAGCAGAGGUGGCAUUGGCACAACAAUUGGCAGCGCAGCAACAGGCAGCACAGGCUCAACAGAUCAAACAAGGAGCAUUGCUUGGCGCUACUCUUGACCGCCUAAACUCGGCAAUAACAGACAUUGCGAAGGAUAAGACUGGUAAGGGUCUUGGAGGAGGUCUUGGAGGCGCCGGAGGAGCAUCGCCUGAAGAUGCUAUGCUAGAAGCAGAGAAAAUAAAAGGGCAAAAUCGACUAGAAGAAGGAAUAAAGAACUUGCAGGACCAACUUGCUAAUGUUGCUGCAAAGGUGGAAAAGGGAGGUGCUGCAGGUGGUGGCGCUGCUGCUGGUGGCGGUGGAGCUGCUGGGGGUGGUGCAGGGGGAGGUGCAGGCGGUGGUGGUGGUGGUGGUGGAGCAAUGGCACCUGCGAUGGCUGCGUCUCAACAGAAAAUAGCUGAUCAGAUUGGCAGUCUUGGAGAGACCGUUGGGAAACUCGCUGGUGAAGUACAAGCAAUGAAGGAUAAUUCCAAGAUGUUGGCUGCCGCUGGAAUCGGAGGACCGUCUGGGGGAGGUGGCGGAGCGGCUGGAGGUGGUGCUGGAGGCGGCGGUGGACCUUCUAAUGCUCUUAUUGGACAAAUGGCUGGGAAUGCUCUUGGAAGUGCAUUGAAGGCGGCUGAAGGUGUCAGUCAGGCAACUCAGAUGCUCAACAACGCCAACAUGGCAGCAAACUUUGCAGGUGGUGGAGGAGGCAUGGCUGGAGGCGGAAUUGGUGGUAUCCUCACAGGAGGGGCAUUAGCAAAUGCGGGGGCUGGAUUAGGACUUGGUGGAGGUUUAGGCGGUGGACUUGGCGGGGGCUUAGGAGGAGCAGGGGCAUUAGGAAGUCUAGGUGGUGGUGGUGGCGGUGGUGGCGGUGCUGGUGGCGGAGGUGGUGGCCUUAAUUCUUUGCUAGGAUUGGGAGGGAGCAACCUAGCAGCAGAUAGUGGAAGUUCCAGUGAUACGGAAGUUACGUCACAGCAAAAAGCUUUGAAUAACAUUCUGGGUAUUGCUUCGAAACGUGGAGAGACUAAGGGCGGGCCAGGGGCUCAAGGUAAAUCAGGCAGCAAGGCUACAUAUAGAAAGAAGCAAGACGAGGAGAAAGAGAAUGCAGUGCAAAGAGAUGUUCUGUUUAAUCGGCCGUCAGGGGGAGAAAUAACUGGUCUAUUGAUACCACUUGUAAAGAGACACAAAGUUUCAGUGCUUGUGCCAAGAGGAAGGAAUCGGGCUACAUUUAACUACACCUCUGGGAAUAAAUUCAUGCCAAAAGAGGACACUGGAAAAAGUAGGCCACUGACUGGAAGCAAAGCGAUUAAACAGGCGCAAGAGGGAGGUGGAUCGGCAUCUCUGCCUGUCGCAGCUGGAGGAUUAGCUGUACCUGGAUAUGGCGGGCAGCUCGGGCCUGGUGGCGUAGGUGGAGCUGGAGGCCUUGGCGGUGCAGGAGGAGUUGGGGGAGCUGGUGGGGCAGGCGGAGUUGGUGGUGCUGCAGGAGCAGGAGGGGCAGGAGGGCUCGCUGGAGAUGCCUUUGGUGGGGCAGGUUUGGGUCUUGGUGGAGCUGCUGGCGGAGCUGCUGGUGGAGCUGCUGGUGGUGCUGCUGGUGGUGCUGCUGGUGGUGCUGCUGGUGGUGCUGCUGGUGGAGCUGCUGGCGGAGCUGCUGGCGGAGCUGCUGGCGGAGCUGCUGGCGGAGCUGCUGGUGGAGCUGCUGGUGGUGCUGGAGGUGGCAAUGGUGCAGGGGGAGGAGGUGGUGCAAAUGGAGGUAGCGGUGGCGGAGGUGAUGGCAAAAAUGGAGGUGGUGGUGGUGCUAAUCAGAACGUGAAUGCCAACGACAUGGCAUCCAGUCUUGCUGCAGGUAUUGCUGCUGGUAUUAUGUCUGGUGGAAAAGCUUUGGUUGGCCAGAUGGAGUCAACUGGUGUUUUAGAUGCUGUUGUAGCUGGUCUGCGCAGCUUGGGUGGGCCAAACGGUGCUGCGAAUGACCCUAAUGGAAAGGGAGGAGGCAAUGGCGCAGGUGGCAAUAAUGGGAAUGGUGGGGGUAACAAUGGUGGUGGGAGUAACGGAAAUAAUGCCGGAGGUUCUGGUGGUAAUAACGGUGCUGGGGGUGGAGCCCCUGGAGGUACAGGUGGUUCUGGGGCCACUGGUGGGGCUGGUGGUUCCGCUGGAGGGGGUGGUAAAAAUGGCAAAGAGGAGCUUGGAGCCUUGAUUGCAACAUCUGCUUCUGAAGCUGCUGGAAACGCAGCUAAAGCUGGUCUAUCGCCUCAAGCAGCAGCACGACAGGCUGCAGAGGCAGCAUUCCAUGCCGCUUCGUUGUUUGCCACAAAAAACGGGAUUCAUGGCAACCAUCACGAGCAUAGUGGGACGAUACAUGCCAUUCCGACCGUCGCCAUCCACCACGACGAUCACCACGAUGAUCACCAUUAUGAUCACCACAAACCAGAGAUGCAUAUGUUUGAUCACCAUGACUCACACCAUAUGUUCGAUCAUCACGAUUCACAUCAUAUGUUUGAUCAUGAUUUUGAUGAUCACAACGAUCAUGAUUCAGAUGAUCAUAACGAUCAUGAUUCGGAUGAUCACCACGACGAUAAUGAUGCUAUGGAAGACCAUAUUCCAAUUCACAAUCAUGCACAUCCACAUGCUUCUCAUGACAUUCAUGACACACUCUCACAUGAUCAUGCGCAUCCCCCUGAAAUUUUUGGAACAGAUGCUAUGGGCAAUCCUGCUGUUUAUAAUCUUGGAGAAAACGGUCACAUCAAAAUGUCCACAUACAAUCCAAUACAAGACAAUGUUGUUGCAAUGGGCUUUUCUGGGAACAACGGAGGAGUAUUCACGCAUGAUUUCUUGGAUGCCUUACAUUCUGACCCAACUUUUAGAGAAACUGGAUCUUAUCAAAUGUCAGGGGUACAUAAAGGUAUGUUCUUUGGUCAUGGGCAUGGUGGAGAUGGAGGAGGUCAUGGUGGAGAAAUGGAGGAUGAAAGACGGGAAGGUCAUGGCGAGGGAGGAGGUGGUCACUUCAACCAUGCGGAAGAAGGAGAUCAUCACUAUGGGCCUCACGCAGUACUUUCACAUCAUGUGCAGCCAUGGUAUUCAAAAUCACAUGAUGGAGGAACUGAUCACCAGUCAUCGCGCGGAAAUAAAAAUUUUUUUGGUCACGAAGACUAUGGAAAUGUCUGGGGCAACCAAUAUCAUGAUUUUGAAAAUGGACUUCAUGACUCUGGUCAUGCGGAAAAUGGUCAUGGCGAUGGUGGAGGAUUCAGUGGUGGUCAUGGUGGUGGAUUUGGUGGGGGUCAUGAGGGUGGGUUUGGUGGCGGGCACGGCAGUCGCUUUGGUGGUGGGCACGGCGGUGGUUUUGGAGGUAGACAUGGUAUUGGGUUUGGUGGCGGUCUCGGUGGUAGUUUUAAUGGUGGUCAUGACAGUGGAUUUGGUGGUGGACAUGGUGAUGGGCAUGGUGGUGGCUUUGGUGGUGGCCAUAGUGGUGGCCAUGGUGAUGGCUUUGGUGGUGGCCAUAGUGGUGGCCAUGGUGAUGGCUUUGGUGGUGGCCAUGGUGAUGGACAUGGUGGCGGCCAUGGCGGUGGAUUCGGUGGGAAUGGCGGUGGAUUCGGUGGGAAUGGUGUUAUAGGAGGAGGAUUUGGCCACGGCAGUUCUGAAUUUGAGAAUGGGCACGGAAAUGGCGGUGACCAUGGUGGAACAGGCACUGACGCUUUUGGAAGCAUGUCUGGUCAAUUUGGAUUGGGUGCACAAAAUUUGCUAGGACACGGUGACGGGGGUUACGGCGAAGGGCACAGUAGAAGCCACGGGGAAGGAUUUGGAGGUCAUGGGCUAGGCCAUGGGUUUGGUGGUCAUGGCCUUGUGGAAGAUCAUGGUGACGAGGGCAAUGCUGGUGCUCAUGGUUUCGGAGGAGGUGGGAUCUUUGGUGGAGCUCAAGGUUUUGGUUUUCAUCAUGGAGGAGGAGAGGGUCAUGGUCACGGGGGUCAGGGAGGUCAUGAGGGGGGACUUGGAUUUGGAGGUGGAAUGGGGUUUGCAGGUCAUGGUAAUUGGGGAGGGCAUGGCGGUGGAACUAGUCAUGGCGGUGGAGGUGAGCAUGGAGAUGAGGUUGAUGGACUCAAUAAUGGCUUUGGUAACAUGUUUGGCUCUCACGGUCAUGGUGGAGGGCAUGGAGGUGGCGAUAACGAGGGUGAAGGGGGUGGACAUGGAAUGGACGGUCACGGCGUUGCAUCAUUUGAACAUGGAUUUGAAAGCGGGAAGGACGGUCAUGUUGGAAACGGAUUCGGCCACAUGUUUGAACAAAAUAUAAAUAAUCUUGGUGAGCAGACCUGGAAUCACGAACGAGGAAAUGGAAGGCACAGCAUUCGGUACACUGAUCAUUCUGCUGAAGAGCCGUCUGGAGGCAUUGAAGAUAAUGUUUUUGAUCACGAAGGGGGGCCGGAUGGCCAUGUUCACCAGGGAUUCGAAGAGGGCGGUGACGAGUUACACUUUGGUGCAGAUGCACACGAAGGUGAGCAUCAAGAUGCUGAAACUCAUCAUUUGAUUGACAAACUAGCAAACCCUCAAGGACUUGACAAGAAUCACGAGGAGAGUGGGCCCCAUGAUGAUACAGGAGACAACGAAGAGUCCCAUGGUGAGCGUCAUGAGAUCUUCCCAGACCCUCAUGAGAAAAAUAGUGAAAUAGACGUUGUAUCAGAUAGUCAUAGCAACCUUGAUGACUCCGAAAAGAAAAUGGUCGAUGAUUUCGUACACAAGCAAGACAUAACAGAACAUUUCAUGGCUCCGCACAAUGUUCCAGGAGGACAAUUUGCACAGCCUGAAGACUUCCGGGCUCGGAUUCUUAUUGAACGAGACGUAAUUGGUUCUAGGAAUAAUAAAUUGAAGAUUAAAAACCCGGUGUACCACAAUAGGAGACCGCUCCACAGAUUUGCUGGCGUUCCGUAUAGACGUAAUGUAUACUUAAAUAAACACCAAUACAUAGACAAUGGUUACGAUAAUACGGAUUAUCAUCAUAAUUGCAGACCAUAUGUUGUUUACGUACCUGAAAGAUUCCAAGGGGCACCUGAAUCUGCCUACGUACCAAAAAGACCUGAGGGAUCUGGAGAACAUAAUUUCAUCAAGCAAGAAUCUCCAGACUAUGCAACUAUACAAGAGCUGUCUGAUUCGCUUUUUCCAGCGAAACUUCUUCAGUUUUUACAGUCAAAGGUUUCAUCUCCGGUAGGGACAGAACCCCAAGAAAGCAAACCAAAUGAAAAAGUCAAUCCACAGAUGCUUGAUAUGUUGCAGACAAUGGCACAGAUGAUGAACACGGGAAAAACGACAUUUAAUAACAAAGCCCCGAGUAGCUUGAACUCGAAGCCAGUAGUUGAGGGAAAUGCUGGAAAUAGAUCAUCCGAUGCUUUGCAGCCUUCUGGUAACUUAGAAAAGCAAGCGAAAAACACAACUGAGGGUGAUUCAAGAGAGGGAGUUGUGCCCGUUUGGAAGGAGACGAUGGAUGUCCAAGACAAACCUGAAAGUGGAACGUAUUUGCAGGCAAUGAUUGAUGCUAUAGCAUCUGGGGAAAAAUCAGGAGCUGGCAUGACCCCGGAAAUGGUUUCCAGUCUGCUGGCAGAAGCUAAAGAAGGACAUGAUCCACAACUGAUGGAAAGACUUAAGGCUGCACUUUUAAACAACAAACCGGAUGAUGAGAAAAGUGGUUCGGCCGGAAUCUCAUUAACACCAGCGUCCAUAGGUAGUCCACCACCCACUAAGCCCCCUCUAGGGGGUCCAGCUAAGCCAGCAGUCCCUCCCCCUAAAAGCGAGAGUGAAGCACAUGCUGCACAAGGUUCUCAGUAUGUAACCCCGACAGGCGCAUCCCCUGUUGGUUCUUCCACAAAUGUUUUAUCUUCAACACUCUCAAAUAAAGACAAAGAUUCCACGUACAACCUCGUUGGUGACGGACUGAAACCUCCAGAUAUAGUGAAAGCACCAGUUCCAGGCUCAGCUGCCGGGCCAUCAGCAUCAACACCUGGUGGCAGCGGUCCUGCUGGAUCAACCUCUACGUCACCAACGAUGCCAUCGAAAGACGGCCAGCCUCCUGCGCAGCCACAAAGUAAACCAGGACAGCCCAGUAAUACUGGGUUCCCAGAGUACAAAGUGCCAAUUCCAGAGGCUGCAGCGCCCUUACCCCCGAACUACUUCAAGCCAGCUCCCCCUUCCAAAGGUCCAAAUCCGUAUGAAGUUCUAAUAUCUGAUCAACUGUUUCCGGGAAACUACCCUGGAAAGAAAAAGUCAGAUAAGGGUGAAGGUGGUGAAGAGGUUGAGCUUGAGCUUUUUAAUCAGCUCAAAAAACAAGCAAGGACGAAACCAACUAUCAAUAUGUACAACGUGAAAAAGGUCACAGCAAGUAAGAAACACGAAACCAGCAAACCAUUUAAGGGUGGCAAUCCAAAGGAGAAUGCAGCAUCACGCUCUUUGGUUAUCAGCAAGAGCUCCGCUACUGAAGACAACGACUGGGUGAUAAAUGAAAAAGGCGCUUAUACUGAGAAACCUGAAAUGUAUAAACUCCGCAACUCUUCGAACAAUAUAUCCAUAAAAAGCACAAAUGCAUCUGACGUUUUAAGAGCAACUCUUGAGAGCUACAACGUCCCCACAGUAUCUUCGUUCCACGGACAUUUUUCGAUGGCCAAAGAAGACCCUUCCAAGGGCAUUGAUGAGAUCCAGUCCAGGCAGCGAUUGACGUAUCCAAUAAAUGUACUCAAAUAUGACUGGGGAUUUACCCCAAAGCAGCUUUCAAAGUUCAAAGAAACAAUGGAAAUAAAGAGAAAUGGUUCUAAUAAGGAAAAAGGGAGCAAAGGGAAGAAAAACAAUAACGCGAGAAGCCUUCUACGAGAAGCAGUUAAAAGCAGAACCUUGGAAAAUAGCAGGAAACUCCGUAUUGCGUCUCUGCUUUCGAAUAAGAAAACUUCGACUGGACAAAACAGUUUUAAAAAUGGUAAUUAUAGAAGUAUAAAGACAGACGAAAGCAGUUUCAAAAGUAAGAAAGGAGUGAACUCGUUAGACGAAAGAUUUAUCAAAGCUAUAAAUAAUGAAAAAGGAAAAUUUUAUUCAAGAUUGACAGCCUCUCAGACUAAAGAACAAAAUCGAGGCUCGUUAAAGAAUAGUUUCAUUGUUGAUGAUAACUCGCAUUUGGUUGUCGUUCCUGGAAGUUCUCUGUUGAAGUCAAAAAGCAAAGUUCUCGAGCUGAGUGGGGAGAAACAGACCAAAGUUGCUACCGCGGUUGGAAAUUCAACUAAACGUAAUGUCUUAGACGGUUUUAAAGAGAAAAACAGCCAUUUAGUUAUAAUACCAGCGGUUGAUGCUAAAGAUGAGCUUGAUUCUCAGCUAGAAGGCAACAUGCUUAAUAUGGAGACGAACGAACCGUUUGAGUUGAGUGAGGGGUUAAAUAAAUUUGAAACAGAAGGGCAACGAAGGUGGAAAAUUCCAGAACUGAGAAGUUCCCUUGCAAAUAGCAAUGCUAAUGAGUCAAGAAAUGGUAGCAAGGGUUACACUGGAAGUUUAGUUUGGAGCAAAACCAAAAGCAGAAAAACAGCUGAAGCAUUAACACUUGCAGACGAAAGAAUCGCCUUCGUCAUCGACUCGUCUUCCAACAUAAAAAAUUCUUCAGUCUUCGAGCAAAUAAAGAACUCGCUAGUGUUGUUCACGUCAUUGCAUACGUCGCCGAAGAAACACAAAUUAGGCCUUAUAUCUUACGGCAAAGAGCCCAACCUCGAUUUGAGUUUUCAAGACGAGCAAGACGAAGAAAGCAUACAGGAGGCUAUCAAAGAUAUGAGAUAUUCUGGUACAAAAGCCAAUUUAACAAAGGCAAUUGAAUUCGCUGGAGAAAAAUUGUUUGAUACUGGUUUGGGAAAGAGGCAACACUUGAAAGAAGUUUUAGUGCUGAUAAUCGGAGGGGAUCAUGAAAUAACCGAAAGAGUACGGCUAAUGAUUGGGUAUAUGAAGAUGAGAGGAAUCAAGGUAUUCUGCCUGGGUGUGUCGAAAAAACCAAUGUUUGAUGCUACUCAACAGAAACUUUUAGCUUCAAGCCCAAGUGCUAUCCAUGUUCUGUCACUCACCUACCCAAGUUUGAGUCAAAUGCCUACGAUGCUGGAGCGAAUGCUACAAGGAGAAGUUAAAACGGUGCGAAAUUCACGAAAGCUAGGAGUUGGAAUUUUAACGAAAGAGGAUAGGAAGAAGAAGCUUGAUAAAUUGAAGGAAAAGAAGGAAAAGGAAAAAGAGAAGAAGGAAAAAGAAAGAGAGGAAAAGUUAGCAAAAGAAAAAGAGAAGGAGAAAAAGAGAAAAGAAAAGGAGAAAAAGUUAGCAAAGAAGAAAGAGAAGCAGAAAAAGGAAAAGGAAGAACGCGAAGAGAAAAACAAGGAAAGUUGGACAGCUCAACAAAAAGCCAAAGAGAAGAAAAAUAGGAGAAAGGAGAGAAGGAAGCCAGCAUCUGGCAAUAAAACAGACAAUUUUAAGACUCAACCACAGCAAACUCCAACCCAGGUACCUCAGCCUAAUUGGCCUUGGGGUAUAUCGGUGAAAAAUAAACAGAACCAAAAUAUUGGUCAUAACAGUAGAUCAAGCCUAUUAGAGGACGAGACACAGUAUUUAGAUCAAAUGGAGUCAAAUGACGAUGGAACUAGGGAAAAACGUUUGCGGAUAGCGACUCCCUAUGUUGAAAAUCUGGUAGACACACGUGAUAAUGAAGAACUGUACACAAGCCCUGUGUACGAAGAAGAUUCACAAAUUGUUGACGACACGAGGUAGCAUUUGAAAUAAACCUUUCCUUGAAGACUGCACUAUCUCGUUUUACGAAGCCGUCAAACUUAUGUUGUGCCCAUUGAAAGUACACAUUGCCUUAGUUCGUUGAACAUUGACAUGAAAGGAAGCAAUGCAAGCAGCCGCAAAUGCCGUCAUUUGAUGACAAAAAGACACGGUGUUAUGUUCUAGAACGAAAUAUCCAUGUUGUUUGUUUAAAUAACACGUAUAACUUUCCACCCAUUUUGGUGAGCUGACGUACUUCAAUGUAGCUCUUAGAACGUAUUGAAAAUCUUAAGUGCUAUAACUUAAGGGGGCUUCCAGGCAAAAAUGUCACCAAUGAUUGUGAAUCUUAACCUUGUAAAAAUAGUCAGUGUCUGAAAAAUACACACUGUUUGCAGGCAGAUCAAGCAUUUUAACAUGCGACUUUUCUUUUCCCCCUCUAAUAAAUAAGCCAAAUUUUACUGUAAAAGUUCUCUUGAUUACCGUUUUUAUCCAGAAUUUAUUUUAUCUUUGUUCUUGAAUUGAAAACACAGGCUCGAUUUGUUUAAAGAGCAUUAAUCAAGGCUUUUUAAUUAGAAGUGAACGAUCUAUCAGAUCUUGUAAAUUCCUACAUCUUAGUGUUGACUUAAACUUGAUGUUUUACGUAAUAUCAAGUAACAUGAUAUAAUGAUAUAUUAGAGUAAUAUGACUAAGAUUUCCGUUUUCAUUGAAC